AUGGAUUACUUGCAUCUCACGUUUUGCGUAUUCAACGCGUAUUUGUCCUACACCGCCACCAUGCUGAACAUUGUAGCAAUCUACGCGAUCAGAAAGACUUCGUCUUUGUCUAAAAAUUUAAAAACAUUGCUCCUGAGCCAAGCCGUUUCUGAUCUUGGUGUUGGUUUAGUAGUUCAGCCAAUGGUUGUUGCACAAGCUAUGAACUCAAAACGAAACAGUGAAACGCGUCUUAUCCCGACGAAUCUCUUGAGCUUUGCGACGAAUCUCUUCAUCUUUGCGACAUUGUUUAGCGUCACGGCUCUCUGUGCAGACAGAUUUUUGGCGAUUCGCGUUAACCUCAGAUACCAGGAACUUGUGACAUACAAGCGCGUUGCUGCUGCCGUGAUCUCAAUUUGGGUGAUAAGCGCACUUAUUUCACUG
Messenger RNA from Porites lobata, 420 nucleotides. Lineage: Eukaryota; Metazoa; Cnidaria; Anthozoa; Scleractinia; Poritidae. The record is from the annotation of a GenBank genome assembly.